Molecule: messenger RNA, 5651 nt
Organism: Rhopalosiphum maidis (corn leaf aphid)
Lineage: Eukaryota; Metazoa; Arthropoda; Insecta; Hemiptera; Aphididae
Product: cilia- and flagella-associated protein 44-like
Exons: 21
Coding region: 1-5538 (1845 amino acids)
Molecular function (GO): protein binding
Source: RefSeq, a predicted model, not a curated record
AUGUUCUGCUAUGAAAAAUAUGGUGAACACAUCACUGAAGAAACAGUCAAUAGUAAUCAAAAAAAUGACAAUCAUUUGUUGAAAAGUGGUGAUUUCAUAUCCAAACCAAUUAAAAGUACAAGAUGUACAAUCAAUGAAAAUAUAUUACAACUUCAUCAUUCUUUUGGAUAUGAUUGUUGUUCUAAAAUGUUCAAUAUAUGUGCAGCAGACAAGCAUACAGUUGUGUAUGCAGCAGGUAGUUAUAUAAUUAUGUUUGACAUCAAUGAAGGAAAAUUUAAUUUUAGAAAAUGUGCCGGCAAUGGAGGAAUAGGAUAUAUAGCUAAAAAUCCAGUUUUGAGCCACAUUGCGGUAGGAGAAAAUUGUUCUAAUCCACUGAUUAUUGUGUACGAAUGGCCAACAUUUGAAAUAAUUAGUGUUCUCAAAGGCAGUGCCAAACAACAAAACAAUUGGUUAUCUUAUAGCCAAAAUGGUGAAUAUUUGUGUUCACAAGCGGGGGAACCUGAUAAUACUUUAACAAUUUGGGAUUGGAAGAAAUCGAAAAUAGUUUUGAGGACGAAGUCACAUAAUCAGAAUGUGUACGUUUGUAGAUUUUCGAACUUUAUAUCUGACCACUUGGUAACUGCGGGGUUAGGACAUUUAAAAUUUUGGAAAAUGGCAAAAACAUUUACUGGAUUAAAGCUUCAAGGCCAGCUUGGAUGUUUUGGAAAAACGGAAGUAUCAAACGUCAUUGGAAUUUACUCUAUGCCUGAUGAGAAAGUAAUAUCCGGAUGUGAUUGGGGUAAUAUUUUGGUGUGGGACAAAGAAUUCAUCGAUGUCGAAGUGACGAGGAAAUUUAGGAAACCGUGUCAUUCAGCGCCGAUCAUCAUGUUUUUGUACUCCGAAAAUGACGAGUUGUUGACGAGCAUCAGCAUGGACGGUUCAAUCAAAUUCUGGUAUUAUCAUACAAUUGAUUCAGCCGACCCGCCUGAAAAUGACCGUGUACUGGAAAUGGAACCUUCGUUUACGAUUAAUGUUCAAGACAAUGUGGGUAACGCAAAAAUCAUGGGUAUGUGUAAGGUUGACGACGGCGACCACAAAUCGAACGAUUAUUUCAUUCAGGAUGGUAAUGGGGGAAUAUGGCUUGCUGAUAUCGAAAUGGCCGCAAACGCAAAACCGCUUAGACGGCUAGCAAAGUUUCACGGUGGUGUUAUAACUUCUUUGCAACCAUCGCCUGUCGGUUAUUUUAUUGCUACCACUUCGUUGGACGGUUGGAUCCAUAUCCACGAUGUCACUAACAAAAAGUUGAUAUUCACCUACGAUUUCAAAAUACCAAUCACUUCGUCAAUUUGGUUACCCCUGCAGAUUGCUAGUUCGGGAGAUAUCUUCGUGAUCGGAUUUCAAAAUGGAAUUUUAAAAAUAGUUGCCGUACCCCUCAAAAAAUGUAUUGAAGAAAAAAUAUUAAAUCUUAGCGAAUUAAUUGAAAUACAAAGUUCAAAACCUCAUACUAGUGCUGUCAGACAUUUGUCCAUAAACCCUAGCGCCAAAACUCUUAUAUCUGGAAGUGACGAUAAUACAAUAUUUGUCUAUAAAAUAAAAACUGAACCUAUCAAGUUGAGUCCUAUUGGAAUGUUUCCAUUACCUGGAAAAGUCACUUUUAUUCAUUGGAAACCUUCAGAAAAACAAAUGGUAUUAAUAAGUUGCGGUACUGGACAUAUUAUAGAAGUAAAAGUUCCUGCAAGCCGUCCAUCGUACACUACCGAAUCAUUUUUGUUAAAACUUGAAUCACGUGUAAUACAAACUAUGAGUAUUAAGUCAGAAUUACAACGUCAACAAUAUUUUUUUGAUUUGGAGAACAAAAAAAAAGAGAAAAUUAAUAAAAAAAUGGAGAAAUUGAAAAAUAUUAGAGAAAAAAAUCCCGAUCUAGACAUUAAUGAAAUGUUAGAUUUUGAAGAUUCUGAAGAAGGCAAUGAGCCGCCAAAAAUCUUUAUUCCACCAUUACCGAACCCCGUAUUGUUUGCAAUAUACACUCCAUCCGAGAAAGGUAUAUGGGUGUCGAUUGAUGGAUAUGAUGCUGGUUAUUUAUAUGAAUAUGAUUUUAACACGUCUGAACCAGUAACUAAUGCCCAUAUAAUAAUACCGUAUAAAAAUAAUAUUCCACUAACUGCGAUUACAAUGUUUGGGACUGAUCCAUUAACAAUUUUAAUGGGGUUUGCUGAUGGUAGAAUACGCCUUACAAAUGUUCAAGUAAAAGAUGUAUCAGAUUUUGGUGACUAUAUUGAAUAUUCAAUCCACGAUAACAUAAAAGGAAGAGUAAAUAUGUUGUGUUUCAGUCAUGAUAACUGUAUGUUAUACACUUGUGGUGAUGAUGGAAACAUUUUUAGUUUUAUGUUUCAAUGUAAUAAUAAGGUCAUUGAGAAGUGUAUGUCUUCAAUUUCUAAAUUUCCUCAGCCAUUUAUAUUGGCUGAAGAAAACAUUUUAACUGAUAAAGAAGACCUAAAAUUAAGUUUGGAAGAGAGAAAGAUUCAUAAAGAAAAUCUUAAAGCUUUAAACUUAUCUAAUAAAGAAAAGGAUAAGACUAAUUGUUUAUUAAAUGAAUUGAGAGAAAAGUUCAAACAAGUUAUAGUCAGCAACAAGUCAUUACCAGAACCAUUACAAUUAACUGAUGAUUAUUUUCAAUUAGAUGAGCGAAUUAAUAGUUCACUUAUUGAAGAAGCACAAUCUGAAAUGGAUAAAUUACAUUUGAAACUAGCAUUUGAUUAUGAAAAGAGUUCAUUAGGUUUUAAAUAUUUAAAAAAUUAUUUCAUUGAUCCAAUUAUAACUAAUACAUUUGCAGUUAAAGCAAUUUUGAGAAAUGUAGUAGUUAAAACAUUAUACCAUGAAAUGCGUCAUAAUUUAUUUAGUAGUUUAGUAGAAGAAUUUGUAUCUAAGAAACUUAAAUUUCCAAAACAAUUACUUGAGGAAAUAAAAGUUCCAAACAGUGUAAGAAAACGUGGAUCGACGGUAUUAAACAAAGGAGCUCACAAUCAAAUUCAUAAUGUAUCUGAAUCAGAAAUAUUUCUUCGAAAUGUACUUGAAGAGUAUCCUUCUUUACCGAAGAAAAUUCAAAGUGCCAUUGAUAGGUUUGCUUCUAGAAGAAAUUUUGAAAAUCAAGAAAUUCUUAAAAUUCUAAACAUGUAUAACAAUAAGCCAGAUAAUAAUACUAUUGAAGAAGAAGCAUUACUAGAUAAUGCUUGGAAUACUAUUGGCUAUAUGAACUUAAAAACAGGAUCGGAUUUCAAAUUGACUGAAAAUGAAAUAGUUACAAUGGAAGAUAAAUUUGAACAAUACAUUAAUGUUAAAAAAGAGGCUUAUAAUUUGAAAACAACUUUUAAUGAAAAAGUGUUAGACCUUAGACUACGUAAAAUAAGUUUAAUACAAGAUUACAAACAAUUCAAGUUUGAUGUUUGUAUGAUACAAAAGGAAUUGAAUGAUCCAGAAAUAAUGACUGCAUCAAAUUUCCCUGAAGUUGUAUUGGAUGAAUUUAUCGAUCCUAGCUUGAUUGAUCCAUUUGAACCUAUUGUUCAUUGGGAUCCAACAAAUUUGAUUUUAAAACCAGAAAAAAGUCAUAUUAUGCAUAAGAAUGCAAUUUUUGAUGAGCUUACUAAUCUAGAAAUCAUUAUGCAAAAUACGAGAAAAGAACAAUUGAAAUAUAGACAUAUGUGUUUACAUGAAACGAUGUUAACAAAAAUCAAUAUGUUUGAUGACGAUGUAAUGGAAUUGUAUAAAAUGCGAAAAGAUGUUAGGCUCCGAAAUAAAUUUCUUGAUUUAUUGGCUUUAACAUUUGAAGAAGAAUUGAUUAUUUUGAAUGAUUUUGAUUUAGCUGAAGAUAAAUAUUUACAGAAUGUAUGCCUUAAAAUAGGUUUACAAAAUGAUAAAGUUAAUCAAAUACAAAACAUUCAAGAAGAAAUCAAAAAUUUGAAUGAUAUUAUCAAUAAUGAGUCAAAUAUGUUAAUAGAUAUUCAACAUACUUUUGAUAUGGAAAUUCGAAAUGAUGGGUUUGCUAAAUAUUUUAAAAAAAUUUUUAAAAAGAAAUUGAAAAUACCUAAACUCAAAUCUGAUGACGCUGAAGAUACACUUUCGUCUUCUUCGUCUGGAGGAAGUGAUGAAUCCGAUUCGGAAUUUAUUAAUGAAGGUGCAGAAUCAUUCACGGCAAUUAGUCGAGUAACCGUGUUUGAUGAAAAAGUAUUACCAUUAGGUUGUGAUCCAAAAUUAUUAAAUAUUACAUUUGAAUUGAGGUCAAAACGAUAUGAAAUUGAAAAAACCAUAGAGGAUAAUAAUAAAAAAAUUGAUGUUCUUAAUACACGUUUAAGUUUAACUUAUGAAGAAUUUGAUGCCAUUGAAAAUGAAUUAAAACAAAACAUAAAUGAACUAGAAGCAUAUCGGGUAAAAAAACAAUUGAAACUAAAUGAUGUUAAAACUACAAUUGUAUUAAAUAAAUCUCAAAUGACUAAAGCUAAAUUAUUGAAAAAUUGUAUCGUAUUAUAUGAAAAUGUUAUGCAAGAUCUGACAAAUAGAGUAAUAGAGUUGAAAAAAGAAAAAAAAGAGAUAGUAAAUACAUUUAAAAAUGAAAAAUUAGUUGCUAAACAGUUUCGUACAGAAAUAAACAAGAUGGAAAACAUUCUAAAAAAUUAUAAAAUAGCCAUUAAAGAUGAGAUGAUAAAAAAAUUUAAAAUUGAAACAGAUUGGAAUUUUUUAGACGAAAUGGAAAUGACUAUAAUCAACUAUAUGAUUAUUAACUCUAAGUCAAAGGCCAAAGAUACAAAGGAAUGUUUCCUUCGAGAAAUAAAACUAUUAGAAAAUAAAAUCAGCUCUCAAACAGAGUCAAUAAUUGAUUUGUUAAAAUGGAAUACUUACAAAAUAAAAAUUUUAAAAGAUGUUUGUGGAAACAUAAAUAAAAUUCGACAGUGUUUGAUGGAUCAAAAAAAAAUUAAUGUAAAACUUCAAAAUUUAACAUUGGAAUCAUCAUUUACUACAGAACUUACUACCAUUAAACGUACAUAUGAUACAUUAUUAAAGCAGAAACAAGACAUUAGUGAGAAAAUAAUCAUGUAUAAAUGCAAAGGCAAAAUGUUCCCUCCAAUAGUAAAACAAUCGUGCACAAAGGCAACACCAAGUCAGGCAAUCAAUGACCAGUCCUUAGUUACAACUUCUACUCUACAAGAAGAGAGUGAAGAGUCUUGGACAAUCAAUGAUGAACAACUUACUUACAACAUGGAGUUUAAUGUUGAACCAAAAAUAUCAAAUUUGUCUAAACAAUCAUUAUCACGGUUAACAAAGCAGUCAUCAAAUUAUGAUAGUUUUGAAAAUAUUGAUGAAGUGUACGGAACAAACAAAUGGAUAACUUAUUAUGAUGAUGAAUUGAUACCACCUGCAACAGAGACUGUCGGAGACGUUAUUACAGAACAUAAUGCUUUUAGCGAGAUGAUCGAGUCAGAUAAUAACUUAUCGGACGAUAACAAAUUCAAUGGUAGUCACAGUAAUAUUCAUGGUGACAAUGAACUAAAAAAUGUACACAAAUAAUGAAAGAAACAAAACUAUAAGACAUAAGUAGUAUGCACAUUUAUUUUCAAAUAAUAAAUAUGAAAUACCCGAUUCUUGAAUUUUUGAGAAAAAACUAAAUAAUAAGUACAAAU